Phytophthora nicotianae INRA-310 is the source of this 1037-nucleotide messenger RNA. RefSeq lists its product as hypothetical. Lineage: Eukaryota; Oomycota; Peronosporomycetes; Peronosporales; Peronosporaceae. Bases 47 to 607 code for a protein of 186 amino acids. The transcript is spliced from 3 exons. Gene Ontology annotation, biological process: Golgi organization; endoplasmic reticulum to Golgi vesicle-mediated transport; intracellular protein transport. The record is from RefSeq and is a predicted model, not a curated record. Gene Ontology annotation, cellular component: COPII-coated ER to Golgi transport vesicle; endoplasmic reticulum-Golgi intermediate compartment; endoplasmic reticulum.
UGUCAAUUUCAUUUGUGAUUGAUCAUUUUCAUUCUCAAAAACCAAGAUGAAGCUUAAAUUGCUGCUCACGUGGCUAGUGCUGGCGCUGCCCGGGAUCCUGGCGCAAGGCGACUUCGCGGCGCUAGAUCCGGAGGUUGCUGCCGUUGCGGAAGACCCACAAUUUGAUCCGUACGACGACAAGCCGCGCGGAGUGGGAGCAGACGCGGAAUAUGCUCCAAAAGCUCGCACAGUAGACAGUUUCGACUUCGAUCCAUCCGAGGGUUUAACGUUCUACGUGGCGGGCGAGAGCAGCGAGUGUUUCUACCAAGACGCCAAGUUCGAGGGCGACGACUUGGGCGGUGCCUACGUCGUUAGCUCUGCAGACUCGCACAUUGAUUUGGAGGUGAAGAACCCCGAGGGCGUCACUAUCUACAGAAGACUAGGGGAUGCAGAGGGGCAAUAUAUCGUCACGCCCAAGCAAUCGGGUGUACACGAACUGUGCUUCAUUAAUCCGGACUCGGACGGGAAGCUGGUGACGCACGUGACAAACACGUUGCAAUCCCAGCAUCCAGUUGAGAAAGGUUGGUUGCUUGCAAGCUUUAGAGUUACUAGGCGUUGGUAUAAAUAAUUCGUGGGGUUGAUGUGUAGAGCAUGUGAGUGUGUUGGCCAAGUACGCGUCGCAUCUGGAUGUGCGUCUCGGUGAGCUCGAAUCGGAGCAGAGGUUGCAGCUUAUCCGGACCGACAGGCAUAUCAAGGUGGAAGAAGAGAUGAACAAACACGUCAUGUUCUACGGAGCGUUGGAGUGCGCCGUCUACCUCGUAGUCUGCUUCUUCCAAGUGUAUUACAUCAAGGGCUUACUGGACAGUCCCCGUAAGGCUCGGUCUUGGGUUUGAUUAACCAAAUUCACCAUAAAUGUCACUCAUGAGGAAUGCCCUUACUUGUCACCAAUGAUUAGCUCAGAUUUAAUAGACAUCACCUCAAAAUUAAGGUGUCUGUAAGGGUGCAUCCAGUGCUUUGAUAUACUCCAGGUCGGGUCGGUUGUCGUUUGGUCGGUAUCG